Notechis scutatus (mainland tiger snake) is the source of this 3261-nucleotide messenger RNA. It is a transcript of the gene SLC43A3, whose product is annotated as solute carrier family 43 member 3. Lineage: Eukaryota; Metazoa; Chordata; Lepidosauria; Squamata; Elapidae. The record is from RefSeq and is a predicted model, not a curated record. Gene Ontology annotation, biological process: transmembrane transport. Gene Ontology annotation, molecular function: transmembrane transporter activity.
GGGAAACAACCUGCAGGGGAAAUACGCGUCUCCGACCGCCCCGGCCCCUUUGCCAGUGGCUUGGUUUGUUUUUUUGGCCAGCGACCUGCGCUCCACUUUUGAGGAGGACGGAAUGGCAGUGGACCCUUGACCUUUAGUAAGGAGAUGAUUCUUCUGAGCCAUACGGUCUUCAUUUGGAAGAGCUUUCUCUCUUGAGAAGUCCAUCUGCCCUCCAUAUUCUUUCCAAGAGCAUUUAAUGGAGAACAAAACUGAUCCCGAUGCUGAGAAGACUAGAUUAGAAAAGGCAGAGAAACGGAAGGAAAGUGCUCCUGAUGCCAUGGAGUCUCAGAAGUUGGAAACAGCCAAACGUCUGGCUACAUUAAUCACAGGCCUGGUGGAGUGCAUGUGCUUUGCAGGCAUCAUUUUCGGGUGGACAUCGCUGGUCUAUGUCCUCAAACAUCAGAAGUACUUUGAGAACUUUUGCAAGCCAGCUGCCAAUACAACCAUCAAUCAAACUCAAGACUGUACUGCUCAGGAUGAACAGUUAUCUCUCAUCUUCACCAUUGGCUCCUUCAUGAACAACUUCAUGACCUUCCCUACUGGCUACAUCUUUGACCGCUUUGGCACCACAGCAGCCCGUCUGGUUGCCAUAUCCUCCUACACCAUGGGUACUCUCCUUGUUGCAUUUUCUUCAGCAGCCACUGCAGUAAUGUUGUAUCCAGCAAUGACAUUUAUUUCUGUUGGUGGGAUCCUUUUCAUUCUCACAAAUAUGCAGGUUGGGAACCUGUUUGGAAAACAUCGGUCCAUCAUCAUUACCCUCUACAAUGGAGCCUUUGAUUCUUCCUCAGCUGUAUUUCUUAUCAUCAAGCUCCUGUAUGAGCAAGGCUUCUCCCUGCAAGCCAUGUUCUUCUUCAUGUCUGCCUGCAGCGCCUGGCACUUAGUUCGCACCUUUUUCCUGAUGCCCCGAUACCAUAUUCCUUAUCCACUGCCCCCAGGCUAUACAUAUGGAUUGAAGUGUCCUGGGAUUUCCCAUUCAUACCGCACUUAUGAGGAACAAGGCUCCCCCAAGAUCACAGUUGCAGGUGAAGCCCAAGAUUCAAAUAAUCUACAUGAUGAGUCAGCACUCAAAGGAGAACAAGCUACCAUCAAGGACAAAGGUGAUGCUGAGAUUGGAUCAGAUGCCAAGGAACCGCCUGUUAAAUCCUUCUGGAAAUGUGUUUUCUCCAUGUUAUUUUUCUGGCACUUGAUAUGGCUGUCAGUGAUGCAGUUGCGCCAUUACCUCUUCAUUGGCACCCUCAAUCCCAUGCUGAGAAAACUCGCAAAUGAGGACGACAGCCUUGUGAGUAGCUUCACCAAUGCAUUUGCCAUCACACAGCUCUGUGGAGUCCUCUGUGCCCCUUGGAAUGGGCUUAUUCUUGACUGGCACAAACACAGGCAAAAGAAGGGAGAAAGUUAUUCAGGGGCACCAGAUCCUCUUGCUGACCUCCGUUCUUGUAUCCUGUCCCUGGUCAUUACAGUAUUACAGUGCCUGGCCUUCUCCAUCUGUGCUUCCAUUCCCGUGCUGCCUGUGCAGUAUGCCACAUUUAUCCUGCAAGUUCUGAGCCGCUCCUUCCUCUAUGGAGGCAAUGCUGCCUUCUUGGCUAUUGCUUUUCCCCUUGAACAUUUUGGGAAACUCUAUGGUCUGGUGAUGGGACUGUCAGCUGUGGUGUCCCUCCUACAGUAUCCCUGUUUUACACUCAUCAAGGGUCCACUAAAAGGGGAUUCCUUUUAUGUUGACAUUGCCUUCGUAGUGUUAAUGCUUCUGGCUUUGGUCAAUCCUUUCAUGGUGUGGCGGGAAUGUAAGCGACGACAGAAGAAGCAGGCUGCAAGAAAGCCAGUCCUGGAGCCUUCCAUCUGAGUCCAUCCCAGUUUAGGCUUUGGGAACACCACCUAACAAAAGGGACCCUUACAAAGGCCUGUGUGGGAUUAAACACCGUCUCUAAAUUUCACAGCAACAAAAUAGGCCACAGUCCCACAUGAUCAGGUGCUCUUAAAUCCCUCAGAUUAAAAGGGUUUAACUGUGUCUAAAUGUGGGCUAGGUUACUAAUUCCAUGUUUCAAAAUGAGGUUUAAAUACACAAUCUCUUUCUCUCACACUGUGUAGCAUUUUAUAGAAAUUAAAACCAGAUUCAUAAUUUGGAGUGGAGGGAAUAUAGAAUAUUUUUCAUUGUUAUGUAUUUUUUUUCAGAUAUCUAUUUUUGUGUAUUGUAUAAAAUUUUAGUAUAGAAGCCAAUCUUUUUUUCAAACUUAAAAUGUUUAAUAACCAGAAACUGUAUUUUUUAAUAUGAUAUUUUAAACUUUUAAAACUUCCUUUAAACUUUUAAAUAUAUUGAGAAAACUUCUCUCUCAUUUUUAAUUAUUUAAACAUUAUAAUGCUUGUUUCUACAAACUGAACUGUAUGUUAACUCUGAAGAACAACAACAAAAAAGUAAAGCCCAGGAGCAGCAGGAGGAAAAAUUCAGCUAUUAAAAAAAGAAGAAGAAUCUAUCAUAAAAUCAAGUGCCAGUCAACGAAAGCUAUAAGGGCAGGAAACAGGUUCUGGAUGUUUUUUUAAAAAAAUAAUUGGACCUCAAAGUUCCAAUAUUAAAAUAAUAUCAAAAAUUAGAGAAAAGACAGCGAGUGCUAUAUAUUCUAUGACAGAACAGCAAAAGUUUAAAAUCUCAUUGCUCGGGCUUAGGUUCCCACAACCUUCACUUUGUUUUCCAUCUCUCCAGACAUUGAAUUCUCAAUGGGGCAUUAUACUUCACAGUCAAGCUCCUUGCAAAAAACAUGGGGUAGUCAGCUACUGGAUCACAAAACUGCCCUUCCCCCAAAAUGAGUUAGCCCUAGACUAUGAGUCCUAUCACAUGCUGGAAAACUCAUGCAGAGUGGGAGUUGUCCCCUAGCACAAUUUACAGUCUGUCGACUACUGAAAACUCCAUUAUUUUAUUUUGUGGCUUCAGCAUUGGAAAGAAUAGGUAUGGAAAGUGUAUCUUCCACUUUUCAGAUAAAAAUCCCUACCUCACAUCUCCAUAUCUUAGAACAUCCCUGAAAGCAAUUUACAAAUUACUUUUGGGGCAGUCAAGAAGCAAAAACAAGUGGGUGUUACUUUCCAUUGGGACCCAAGUGCUAAUCCAAUGGAGUACAGUACACCAAGGCUCUGUUACAAUACUUGUCUUCUACAUUUUCAUUCCUUUGAGAGGGUUAAGACAAUUCUGUCUUCUGGUAGACAAAGACAGACUCCAAAGUUCUAUCAGUUUGUUUU